CGACCCCGGCACGUGAGCAUCACACACAUGUUCAUCGUAUAACCCUGUAACCAUUAGAUCUAAUAUAUGUGCAAUACGUUCACGACAUCGUAUUUCAUGGAACUUCAUCAAUACAACUUUGGGGAGAUAUUGAAAUGAUCUCUGGUUGUUUCAAAUGAUAUAUUCGCUAUCGAUCAAUUGCAAAUAAUAUAGAACUUUUUUCAUCAACUUGUUUUAAUUUUGAGAAAUUGGACAUUAUGGAUGAACAGAAAAAUUAUUUGCUUGAUCUGAUUGAUAUUACAAAGCGACUGAAGCUGGAGCCACUUUCGGAUAUCAGCCGGAAGCCAUCGGGGCGACAGUACAUGGCAACGCGAAGAGGCUACCGAAAGAUAUCCAGUGGAACCAUGCUCUAUGAUCUUACAGAGUGUAAGGAGCAAGAAGGCGGUACCGAAAAUGAUCAUGUGUUUAAGAAGAUGAACAUGUCAGAGAAACUCAAAUAUGUCAAUCAAUCUAGGAAAGAAAUCGCUGAAAGGAACCAGGCACUUUCGCAACAGCUUCUUCACAUUUACGUACAAAUCCGCCAAAUUAAGGUUCAACAAUCCUGUAUGUAUCACCAAGACCUAUUAGAUGAUGUUUUCCGGGACAUAAGCGACGAAAAAGAUGUACCGGAUGUAUGUGAUCUACCCGUUCGGAAGCGGAACAAGACCUUACAACUAUUGGGUGUGACGCGGAUGAAUAUUAACUCAAAGCGUUUUUCAUGUUCGUGACAAUCUACUUUCCUAAGUAAUUUAACGUAUAAGGGGAGAUAACUAGAAUAAAAAAACGGCUGUUUUAUAUUUUAUAAGUACUUAAAUCAGAAUUAAUGCUGAGGACUUUUGAACGAAUUUCCUUCAAUUUUACAACUUCGUAAUAAAAAUGGAGUGUCCUGUGCCAUUUUACAUGUAGUUUUAACUUUAUUUUAUCAUCGGUAUAAUAUUCCAGUAAUACAAACAUGAUAUACAUGUAGGAUUCGAAAACAAGUAUAAAGUAUUUAUGUUAAUCCGUCUCCGUUUUUUGUAAAAUGGCGAUAGGACGGCUCUGACGAAUAGUAUGCAUAUAUAUACAUGUAUAAGUAUUUGGAAGAGAAGAGGACGGGGGAGGUAGAAAGGAAAGAGGUGCAAAAGGGUCUAAAGAAAGUGUUGUUGGGGGUAAAAUAUAUAAAGGAGUACAUUACAUGUGCAAUUUUAAAGAACUUUUUGCGAAAUAAUAUUUUACAAUAUCAUAUUUUAAGUACAGCUAGCCUGCAAAGAAGUUUAAAAAAUUAUACUUGCCUGUUCUAUAAUAUUUUACUAACAUAUUUCAGAACCCGUGUUUCGCAAAUCGUUCUACUUGAAUUCUGUAACAAAA
This is a messenger RNA of Mizuhopecten yessoensis (Yesso scallop), 1365 nucleotides long. Its product is annotated as protein FAM167A-like. The transcript is spliced from 2 exons. The coding region runs from base 237 to 746 and encodes 169 amino acids. The record is from RefSeq and is a predicted model, not a curated record. Lineage: Eukaryota; Metazoa; Mollusca; Bivalvia; Pectinida; Pectinidae.